GUCCGGAGAAAAUGUCAUAUUUUCUAACGCUCCUAAGAAUGCAAUACCCAUGAAGGUUGUACGAAACGGUGAUGUCACAAAGUAUAUGUCAUAUAUUAAGGUCAGCAGGGCUCAACAUGAUCUUGUUAAGAGAAUGAAACAAUCUGGUGAUGGCAUUCAGACAAGACAUCUUGUUGGUGUUAUUGGUGAUAUCGAUAACUUUCAUGUGAAACCAUAUGAGACACUGAUGGAGGAUGAGAAACAGAAACUGCACGAUCAUUGGGUCAUUCUGUCAUGUAAAGAACUCCCUGCUGCUUUCAAGGCUCGCCGGGAAGAGAAGUUGGUUGCUGAGAAAUUAAGGAGGUCUUUGUGCCUUGAAAUUGCAGAGAGGAAUAUGUCUGAGGUGGAAAAGGCAGAGCAGUUAGGUGUCAGAACCGCAGAAGUUGGGCAAGAUGGCGCUUAUCGAAAUAGUGGCACCUCAGAUGGACAGGAAGAACUUGUAGAGCACUCGCCUCAGGAUGUGCCGCAAUCCGGGAAUAAUAGCAGCGCAGGUCUUGAAGAUGAAGAAGAUGCCAAUGAUACAAGUGAUACUACUGAUACAUCCACAGACUCUCAUGACAGCCCAAACACGACAGAUCAAGAUGGCAAUGAUGGCAAUGGUACGAGUGAUACAGGUACAUCCACUGACUCUCAUGACGGCCCAAACGUGACAGAUCAGGAUGUUAUGGACACGAAUAACACGAAUAUACAUACCCAGAGUCAGGGUACCUCAGACGAGCAAGAUGAAGAAGUUGAAAAGAUUAGCAUCACAAGUGCUAAAAGUGGCGACAGCUCAGACGCGCAAGAUGAAGCCCCUGUGGAUAUAAGCUGUAGGAAUGGAAUCUCCCAGAGCGAUCCAGGCAUGGCAGAUGAUGAUAUGGAAGACACCAGCUGCAAUGAUACAACUCUCCAAGACCAUCACAUUCCAGAUAUGCAAUCUCAGGAGCCCAAGGCCAUGAGCGGCACGAUCUCACCUAUUCAAGGCCUCAACAGCCCGAAUAUGCUAGUUCAAGAUUGCAAGAAGACUGGCUAUAUAGGUUUUCCUAUUCAUGUUCAUGGCGGUUUCGAUGAGCAAACUGACGACUUGAAGAACAUGUGCUACCCGAGUGCCUCAACUGGACAUGACAAUAAAAAAGAGAUGAAUGGCAUGAUUCUUGAUCAAAGAGAGACUGAUGAUAUCUCAAUGAUGCCCUCUGAUAGUACUUUGAGCAGGCAAACUAAUGUGGAAGGUCCUGAACUAAAAGGGCCUGCAAAAUGCGAGAAAGAAUUAUGGCAGUCAGCAAGCUCUGUGGAUUCCUUUUACCACCCUCCGGGGAAUGGCCUAUACGCACAAUCAGGUGCCCUGCAGCUUAAACAUCAUCUGUCUGGAGGGCCAGCAACUUGUAUGAUUGACUUGAAGGUAGAUGACAGACGCAGACAGCAAACUCAAAUCAGUGUUCCUGCUGCGCAACCGAUGAGCAAUUCAGCAUCUCUGUUGCAACCAUGCACCAACCAGCUAAACGGUGAGCAGCUCCUAAAUGGCACAAAGGGUGUCGGAAUGGUCCCCUCUUAUUCCCUGGGACAUGUGAACGGCAUGAAACAGUCUAUGGGCUUGCAUUCCAUGACAAACGGACACCUAGCUCAAUCUGGCCUGGCCCAAGAGCAGAUGCAAUUGCUUGGUGAGAGGCACAGCGGACUUUACUCGCAGCAAGUUGAGAACAACAUCAACAUGUAUUCCAGUGCAACGCUCUGUACUCAGAACAGCUUUCCUAUGGUCGAGCCGCAAAGUUUUGCGGGUCACGUGCCUGCAGAUCGGAGUCGCAGCUGGUUCCCUGAUGAGGACCAACCAUCACAUAAUAAUUGGUCUGGAAUGGGAUCAAACGGCGUCGUUUUAGGCCAGGAUGUGCCUGGCGGGGAUGGGAGUCUUCUGAGCGUCCUGUCCCAGUACAAGCAGCAGGUAUCUUCACGCCCGCCGGGCUCUGACCAGCUGCUCCUUGGAGGAAGGAGGAAUCUAGUUGCUCCUCUUGGUGUUGCUGAGAACAUGGUUCUUCCAUCCCCAGAUGUGUAUGGUUACACCCACCAGAAUAAUGUGGCAAGCAGCCAGGUAGACAGCAAUCUGCAAUGGGCACAGGGAAUGACCCAUCCUUCUUCCUCUGCUGCUUGUUUCAGGCAGUUUGGUGGAGGGCCCUGGUCAAGAUAGCAUCUCAUCUCACCUCACCUAUCUGUCUCUGGCUGGUUGUAUAUGUUCUCUGAUUUAUUCCUGAGAUUGCGGGAGGAGGCGGUUUUGUUAGAUUUGAGGGCGGAUUUGUUGGUGUACAUAGUGUGCCGGGGUGUAGAUAUGCGAGUUGCGGCGCAGAGAAGAAAGAGAAUGAAUAAGGGCUUCUUCAGUGCAACUCCAUCUGAGGUUUAGAUUAGAAUGUUUUUAUUCUUCUUGGAAUUUACAGAAUAAGGAGAUGCUGCCCCCACCAGCCAGGAGUUUGUUUUGUAGUGUCGAUUAUUCAUGGUGAAUUCAAGAAUUUGACUUCAUUUGGUGGUACAAUUUUGUCGCUGUACUUUGUACUCUGUCUCUGAUGAAUAUGAGAUAUGUUGCAAUGCC
Messenger RNA from Triticum urartu, 2593 nucleotides. Lineage: Eukaryota; Viridiplantae; Streptophyta; Magnoliopsida; Poales; Poaceae. The record is from RefSeq and is a predicted model, not a curated record.